Messenger RNA from Micropterus salmoides (largemouth bass), 905 nucleotides. RefSeq names its product histone H4. The coding region runs from base 96 to 407 and encodes 103 amino acids. Gene Ontology annotation, biological process: nucleosome assembly. The transcript has a single exon. Gene Ontology annotation, cellular component: nucleosome. Gene Ontology annotation, molecular function: structural constituent of chromatin; DNA binding; protein heterodimerization activity. NCBI's taxonomy places the organism in Eukaryota, Metazoa, Chordata, Actinopteri, Centrarchiformes, Centrarchidae. The record is from RefSeq and is a predicted model, not a curated record.
GGCCUCUUUAACGUCCGCAGAAAAGAUGUAAAUACCCAACUGCUGCGCUUCAACGGUAGUUUUUACGCUGUCAGUAGAAGAAUCAAACCAGCAAGAUGAGCGGAAGAGGCAAAGGAGGAAAGGGGCUCGGUAAAGGAGGCGCCAAGCGGCACCGCAAAGUGCUCCGCGAUAACAUCCAGGGGAUCACCAAGCCCGCUAUCCGCCGUCUGGCACGUCGUGGCGGAGUGAAGCGGAUCUCCGGUCUGAUCUAUGAGGAGACCCGCGGUGUACUCAAAGUGUUCCUGGAGAAUGUGAUCCGUGAUGCAGUCACCUAUACCGAGCACGCCAAGAGAAAGACCGUCACCGCCAUGGACGUGGUGUACGCUCUGAAGAGGCAGGGCCGCACCCUGUACGGCUUCGGAGGCUAAACCUGAUCCUGACCUGCUGAUACUCAAACACAAAGGCCCUUUUAAGGGCCGCUCACUCAUCUGAAGAGUUCAUCCUUACAUCAACUAUUACUAAGUUUCUCAGUGUCCUUUAUAAUGCAGCUGCUAUCUGAGAGAAAUGAUUUGAGGUGACCACAAGCAUAAAAUUAACCCAUUAGUAAAAAGUACCUACCCUGAAUCUUUAUUCAUUAUAACUUCAAAACCCUGUAUUUGGUUAACUGAAUGAUUUGGGGGGGUCCUAUAUUCAGUUCACACAUUGAACCAGUAUGUUGCCUCAGACAUCAUUUUUAACAUCACCAGUGACGUAUUAACUUCAUAAUUCUGCUCCCUACAUCUUAGAGGGAAUAUUGAGAUCUUACUAGGUGUUUGUAUUACAACAUGUAGUGCUGUUUUGUAAUUUUAACUACCCAACAGUUUUUACAAGUAGGCCGGCUGAAACGAUUAGUUGAUUGAUAGCAAAUAAAUUGGUGAAACAUUUGA